Messenger RNA from Austrofundulus limnaeus, 4017 nucleotides. Its product is annotated as atypical kinase ADCK3, mitochondrial. Bases 462 to 2447 code for a protein of 661 amino acids. The transcript has 17 exons. Lineage: Eukaryota; Metazoa; Chordata; Actinopteri; Cyprinodontiformes; Rivulidae. Gene Ontology annotation, biological process: ubiquinone biosynthetic process. The record is from RefSeq and is a predicted model, not a curated record.
AAAAAAAAAAAAAAAGCAAAAAAAGCGAGAGAAACUAAAGAAAGAACAAGAAGGGAAAAAAACAGACAGCCUUGCAUUUAUUAGGUCUGAGUCCAGAGGGGAAGUUUGAUGAGGCUAAAAAAGUGAGAGGACAGGAAGCUAAAGCGCGAGGUCCGUGUUGUGUUCUUGUUUGUUACCGAGUCAGUGUGCGUCAACAAACAGCUCUGCCUCCCGCACGAGGAAGUUGGUAAAUAGGGGGUUUGACCUCGUGCUGACAAACUGGAUUAAAGCUCGCUGCAGCAAGAGAAGAAGAAGAAAAAAAGAAGAAGAAGAAAGAGGAGACGGCUAGCAAGUGACCCCAGCUAGCGGCAGUUGUUGUUUAGCUAAAUUAGGGUUGUUUAGCUGGAGCCGCCCGCUACGCUUGACCUCUGAACGAGUCGGAGAAACUAGCGGAGACCCCUGCACAGCAGCUGCCGCCCAUCAUGGCGAGUGAUAUGAUAUUUCUUAUGCGAGGCCUGGCGAAGCUGAGCCAGGCCGUCGUGGAGACUCAGAGCAACGCCUUGCGCAACAGGACCGGAGCUGCAGGAGUUGGUGCUGCUGUCGAAAGUGUCCAAACAGCUGCAGAACAARGCCUGUCUGCAGCCAUGACGAAAAUACAGGAGCUGUCUGCUCAAGAACAAACCACCUCAUCGGAGUCAGAGUUCGACUUUCCUCAGGACGAUGUGCCGUUCACAGAGUCGGAGUUCAGAGAAGGCGGUACAGACUUCACAACGGAUCACUCAGGAAGCAGCGCCGACGCUGCAGCAGAGACGAACCACGUCGGUGGAAAGCAGUCCGUGUUCGAGGGAUACAAAGAUCCGAGUAAACACUUCAGCGGUCACACCAGGUCGUAUCACCAAGACGCCAGGCUUUACCUUGGGCAGCAUCAGCUCUACAGCCCCAGCCUGAGCAGACAUGUGCUGCAGGAGAUAAAUGGUCAGCAUCCAGCGAGUCAGUCCAGGAGCUACCAUCAGGACCAGCCYUCAGUUGGAGGCCUGACAGCUGAAGACAUCGAGAAAACCAGCCAGGGCAAGAGAGGCGACAUGAAACCACACAAACAGAUGUUGAGUGAAAGAGCCAGAGAGAGGAAGGUGCCGGUGACUCGGCUCAGCAGACUGGCUAACUUUGGAGGUUUAGCUGUAGGUCUGGGUAUUGGAGCUUUAGCAGAAGUCGCCAAGAAGACCAUCGGAAUGAACGGCACAGGUGAAAAUAAGAAAGCGGUUCUGGACUCGAGCCCCUUCCUGUCUGAGGCCAACGCUGAACGCAUCGUCAGAACUCUGUGCAAAGUCCGAGGGGCUGCGCUGAAACUGGGGCAGAUGCUCAGCAUUCAGGAUGAUGCUUUCAUCAAUCCUCAGCUUGCCAAGAUUUUUGAGCGAGUGAGGCAGAGUGCCGACUUCAUGCCCAUCAAACAAAUGACGAAAGCUUUGUACAGUGACUUGGGCCCGAACUGGAGGGACAAGCUGGAGUCGUUCGAGGAGCGUCCUUUUGCAGCGGCGUCCAUCGGCCAAGUUCACCUGGCGAGGAUGAGGGACGGCCGGGAGGUGGCCAUGAAAAUCCAGUACCCCGGUGUGGCUCAGAGUAUCAACAGUGACGUCAACAACCUGAUGGCCGUGCUGAACAUGAGCAACGCCCUGCCUGAAGGUCUUUUUCCAGAGCAUCUGAUCGACGUAAUGAGGAAAGAACUGGCACUGGAGUGUGACUACAUCCGAGAAGCCAAAUGUGCAAAGAAGUUCAGGGAGCUGCUGAAGGAUGACGAGUUCUUCUACGUACCAGAGGUGAUAGAUGAGCUGAGUGGCCGCCAUGUUCUGACCACAGAACUUGUUUCUGGGUUUCCUCUAGACAAGGCUGAGAACCUCUCACAGGAGCUGAAGAAUGAGAUCUGCAUGAACAUCUUGUUGUUGUGCCUCAGAGAGCUGUUUGAGUUCAGGUACAUGCAGACGGAUCCAAACUGGUCCAACUUCUUUUAUGACCCCCAGACACACAAAGUGGCGCUGUUGGACUUUGGAGCUACAAGAGGAUUCGACCAAAGUUUCACCGAUGUCUACAUAGAGAUAAUCCGAUCAGCUGCYGAGGGCAACAGAGAGGGAGUCCUGAAGAAAUCCAUCGAGAUGAAGUUCCUCUCAGGGUACGAGUCUAAGGCCAUGGUGAACGCUCACGUGGACGCCGUGAUGAUCCUCGGCGAGGCCUUCGCGUCCAUGGAGACCUUCGACUUCGGCUCCCAGUCCACCACCGAGAGGAUCCACAACCUGAUCCCGGUGAUGCUCAAACACCGCCUCACCCCACCUCCCGAGGAGACGUACUCGCUGCAUCGCAAAAUGGGCGGCUCCUUCCUCAUCUGCUCCCGGCUGAACGCCAAGCUGCAGUGCAAGAACAUGUUCCAGAAGGCCUACCAGAACUACUGGGAGGGCCGCGCCUCCCCCCGCUACUGAGCCCAGUCUGACGGGCUUGWCCUGGGGCCAACAGCACAGUGCUGAUUGAUGGAGGGUUUAGGGGUGAGAAGAUGAAGAGCAGCAGAGCCAAGGCUGUGAUACCUGCUUUUAUUUUUAUUUUUUUUACUCAUCACUGAGAACCUGAGUGUCUUUACUAGUUUGAAAAGCUAAGAAUGAAGAUUUGAAAAGCCGUCCAUCCGAUCAUCCCUUGUUUUUACCUGCUUCUCCUUUCUGGGUAGAGGGGAGCUGGUGCCCUUCUUCAGCAGUCACUGUGAGAGUCGUGGUGCAACCUGGACACGUAACAAGUCCGUCACAGAGACAAACAACCAUUUACUCUCACACCUAGGGAGAAUUUAGAGAUAUUAAUGAAGCUAACGUGCAGGUAUUUGGUGGUACCAGAGUACCCAGGACAACAUGAAACUUCCACCCACAGAGGCCGCCAUGCAGCCGAUUAAAGUCWUUCUACAUAUUCAAAGGAACAUUUUCUCAUUUGAUAGAGAAGCAGGAGUGUAAUAUCAGCAGAUUUUUAGUUAAAUGUUUUUGUAUGGCCUCUACAGGAGAACCUGAAUGUGAAAAGGUUGGGAUUUUAUCUCUAUCCAAUAGCUUCAACAUAAUUCUUGGGUUGUUUUUGUUUUCGUCGUUGUAUUGCUGUGAUUUCCUAAACUUUUAGAUAACAAGGUCCAGUUUUAUAUUUACCACAACCUUCACUUUUGCUAAGAGAGCAACACUGAUUGUAAAAAGGAGACAACCUCAAACUACCAAACCAAAAGUCACAACCUGACGCAGUUGAUAGAUUUUGUGGACUUUGAGUCUCAGUUUUGACCAACGUGUCUGUGUUUAGGGAUUAAGUCGGCUCCUUUUUAAGGACGCUCCAUUAAAACUGUCUGCGUUUGAAUAAUAGUAAUAAAGCUGAUAAGAAUGAAUAGUUAAGUGGCGGAUUUAGUGUUGAAGUUGAUGACAGGUGCGUAGGUUUAAUGACUAACAGAUGUUGGUCAAGCUCAGAGUGUGUAUUUAUAGCACGGACAGAAACUUCUGGAUCAGCGUCGCCAUCCGGAUCACAGAACUGAUGGACACCGUUGGACACAAAUCAGCUGCUGUUCAUACCUGUGUGUGUGUGUGUGUGUGUGUGUGUGUGUGUGUGUGUGUGUGUGUGUGUGUGUGUGUGAAACCAUAGAUUCAAAGGGUUCAUUUGUUUGAAAAGGGAUUCAGGGUUUUUCUAAGAUGGAUUCCAAUGUCGAUUUAAGAAAUCAAAGCAGUUGAUGGCCAGUUUUUAAAACCAGUUUUUGUUGGUUUCUGACCCUKAAAUAUAUAUAAUCAUGUACAUUAGGGUAUAAAACUUUUUAUUAAAAAGGAUCAAAAAAGCAAACAAACGGCGACUGAACAAUUUGGUGCGACAUUUACAAAAGGUUGAGUGUGAGAGUAGUAAUCUGGAUUGUGACUGAGAUUAGUCGGCAACUCAGAAUGCUGAGAAAUUUGGCAAAUUUUCAGUUACAGUUGAAAUUCAGAGUGUUUGUGACCAGCAAGCUGUGCAGCUGCAUUUUGCACAAUAAAAAUUUGAUUUUGUUUUUAA